CAAAGCAUCCUUUAUGCCUCCCAAGCCAGGACUGUAUUAUCUCUUUGUUUCCUGAUUUUAAGCAACAUUGGGAGGAACAUGAGCAUGCAAUAUAAACGAACCAAGAGAAAGAAAGCUCUGCCAAAUUCUUAUGGGGAGAAUUGGCUGAAUCUAAGCUGCAUAGGGAUUCAUAUGUCACAACUAGCCCUUUGAAUUGUGCCUGGAAAUACACCAGUAACCAAAGAAGCAUCUUUUAAGCAAGAGAGUUAUAUGCUUAGAGAAUAAGUUGAAUGGUGCCCAGGAAGGCAGAGAAAGGGGGAAGGGUCUUAUGUUUCGGGAUGAGGCAUUGGGGGAGACCAGAAGUUGCAGCGCCAGAGGUUGGGCAGAGGCGGAGUCAACAGCUGCUUUCCAGAAAGAGGAAGUCUGAGAAAGGAAAGUUAAGGCAUUAACUCUGUCUUGACUCCGAGGUGGAGCAGCUUCAGCAACCAUGGCCUCUGGAGACUCUGUGAAGAAGCUCUGUGAGGAACUGGCCUGUCCCAUCUGCCUGGAGUAUUUCAAGGAGCCUGUGACCAUCUCCUGUGGGCACAAUUUCUGCCAAUCCUGCCUGGAUCAAUGGUGGGGGGAGAAAGAGGCCUCCUGCCCACAAUGCAGGGAGAAAGUGCAGGAAGGGGACAUCAAGCGGAAUUGGCAGCUGGCGAACCUGGUGGAGAUUGCCAAGGAACUGGGGAGUCAGAAGGCAGGAGAGAAGGGGAGUGUCUGCCAGAAGCACCAGGAGCCCCUGAAGCUCUUCUGCAAGGACCACGAAGCCCCCAUCUGUGUGGUGUGCGACAGGUCAAAGGAGCAUGAAAAACACAAAGUGAUUCCUCUGGAUGAAGCAUCAAAGCAGUACAAGGAUCGGAUUGGGAAUUUUCUGGAGUCUCUGAAGAAGGAGAGAGAGAAAAUUCUGGCCUUCAAAGCAGACGCAGCGCGGGAAAGCCAAGAUAUGCUUGAGAAAACCCAGAGAGAGAAGGAUAAGGCUGUGGCUGCAUUCAAACUCAUGCACCAGUUUCUAGAAGAACAAGAGAGGAAUCUUCUGGCAAAAAUGGAAGAGGUUGAGAGGGAGAUUUCAGCCAAAGGGGAGGAACAUCUGGCCAGACUCUCUGAGGAACUCUCCUCUCUCUCGAAACUCAUCCAAGAGAUGGAGGAGAAGCAUCAGCAGCCGGCAAGUGAACUCCUCCAGGACAUCAGAAGCUUCUUACAGGGUUAUAAGGAAAAGGAGAAAUUUGAGAUCCCUGUGGCUUUUCCUCCUGCCCUGAAAUGGAAGAUCUGGGACAUCUGUGACAUAAAUCCCUUUCUGGAGGGUGUCAUGAAGCAAUUCAGAGACUCUCUGGAAUCUGGACUUCAGCAGCGAAAAGCACAUGUGACUCUGGAUCCAGACACAGCCCAUCCUCGGCUCAUCCUCUCUGAAGAUUGCAGACGGGUGACGUGGGGACACGAAUGGCAAAAUCUUCCUGACAAUCCUGAGCGCUUCAAUCAACGCCUUUUUGUGCUGGGCCAGGAGGGAUUCAGAGGAGGCAGGCAUUUCUGGGAAGUCCUUGUGAAGGAUGGGAAACGAUGGUCUGUGGGAGUUGCCAGGAAGUCUGUGCAGAGAAAGGGCUCCAUUCCCGAUGGCCCUGAGGUUGGGAUCUGGCGAGUGGGAAAGUGGGGGAGUGAAUACAAGUUCUACUCCAACAACGGUGUGUCCCCACUUCUGACUCUACGAGAGGAGCCCACGAGGGUCCGAGUGACACUGAACUGCGAAGGGGGUCGGGUGGCCUUUUACGAUGCAGACUCAGCAGCCCUGAUCUAUGAAUUCCCUACAGACUCUUUCUCAGGAGAGACCCUCCUCCCCCUUCUUUUUGUGUUUGAAUCCCAAUUGGAGCUCUCUCCCUAAAGAUGGAGAACAAUGUCCAAAGACUCACAAACCAACUGAGACACAAGAGCAGCUUUGUCUCAUUAUAUCAGGGGGCUGUUAACUCGCUUUCCUCUCAUUGUGGAAUCCCUCUGCUCUCUCUUACAUAUUUGCCAAAAACCGACUGGGAGGCUGUUGUGUGAGUGAUGAAGGCUUUCCUCACUGCCCAUGGAUCGGUCAGGAACUUAUUCCUUCUGGAAAGAUCAGCAACAAUGACAACAGCAAAGAGGGAAUAAAAGAUCUUGAUUCAUAUUUAGUCAAUAAUUCCAGGUACUGGAAUUCCAGUAGUAAGUGGGCAGUGCAUUUGGCCCUCUUUCUUGGCCUUUCCCAGGGAUUUGCCUGUCAAGGUUUUGGAUUUCAUACCAAAUGUUAUGGUUUUCACAUGUCACAGAGUCACUCAUUGUUUUUUGCUGAGGAACUCUUGGGUUGAGGGGCAGCGGUGUGUAAUUGGCUGUGUAAUUGAAGUACAACCAGAUGCACUCAGCAGAAACCUCAUAUAUAACUCAGAUAUAAAGAGGCCAGAUAUACUGAAUUAGAGAGGUUCCAUGUCGGAAGAAAGUGUCCGUCUGCUUCUCUGAGGGAACCAAGCAGGCUGAAGACACUAUCAACUUUUGUUGACCAUUUCUGCUACUUAGGCAGCCACUUUUCCACAAAAGUCAACGUUGAUGCUGAAAUACAAUGUCCGUGCACUGAGAGCAGCAUUUUUAAAUGAAACAGAAAGGGUUUGAAUAUCAGGACAUUCAUGGGGAUACCAAGAUGCUUGUGUAUAAAGCUAUUGUCCUUCCAACUCUAUUGUGCGUCUGUGAAAGACAUGGACCAUCUACAAAUGUCAUUCACAACUUCUGGAAAAAUAACAACAGCUUUGCCUUAAAAAUUGAUUCAAUGGACAGAGAUGGAUAAACUCUUGUACAGUAUAUUGAAAGACAUAUGUCCAGAACCUCUAGAACAAUUGAACACCAUGUUGUUGUUGACCAUUACCACUUGUGCCAGACAAUAAAAAAUAACUAUAAAGCUGAAACGUGCUGUCCUUUAUCCGGGCGAACUGCAAAUCCCUAUAAGCUGUCCUAAAAAUAUUGAACGACUGAGUCUGGAAAACUUCAAAAAAAAAAAAAAGGAUGUUUAUUCAUACAAAGUUGUAAACUUGGCACAGAUCUUAAAGUUACAGAAAAUGAAACAAAUUUCUAUAGGUUUUAGUUACAGAAUAAUCCCUGGUUCCAGAAGGCAAAGGUGAUUAUAAAACCACUACACCCUAAUCACGCUGUCUAUAAUAGGAGAAACUCUUUCCUUCCCUAUCUUUACAGCAAAGAUUAGUUCUAGAAGCGACGGAAUAACCUUGCUCCUCUAAUUAGAUUUUCUAUUCCAGAUCAGUAUAAUUCAAUACUUAUCUAAUUUGGAUAGGCUUAGAUUGGCCUGGUUUUGAGGAUGAUUUGUCCCAGUUAGCUUUGCACAGCUGCAGCACGUUGGAAGACUAUAGCCAAAAA
Messenger RNA from Anolis carolinensis (green anole), 3390 nucleotides. RefSeq names its product zinc finger protein RFP-like. The coding region runs from base 467 to 1891 and encodes 474 amino acids. The transcript has 7 exons. Lineage: Eukaryota; Metazoa; Chordata; Lepidosauria; Squamata; Anolidae. Gene Ontology annotation, biological process: regulation of gene expression; protein ubiquitination; innate immune response. Gene Ontology annotation, molecular function: zinc ion binding; ubiquitin protein ligase activity; protein binding. Gene Ontology annotation, cellular component: cytoplasm. The record is from RefSeq and is a predicted model, not a curated record.